Messenger RNA from Prorocentrum cordatum, 621 nucleotides. Lineage: Eukaryota; Dinophyceae; Prorocentrales; Prorocentraceae. The record is from the annotation of a GenBank genome assembly.
AUGUGCUCUGCGCGGACGGCUGCUACAACGGGUGGCCCGGCGACGGCUAUUGCGACAGCGUGUGCUACAAUUGGGAGUGCAACUAUGACGGAGGCGAUUCUCUGCGCGGACGGCUGCUACAACGGGUGGCCCGGCGACGGCUACUGCGACAGCGUGUGCUACAAUUGGGAGUGCAACCAUGACGGAGGCGAUUGCGACACCACGCCAGAGCCAGAGCCAGAGCCUGAGCCCGAGAUGUGGUGGACAACGACCGACCAGGAGCUCUGCGCGAACGGCUGCUACAACGGAUGGCCGGGCCACGGAUACUGCGACAGCGCGUGCUACAAUUGGGAGUGCAACUAUGACGGAGGCGAUUGCGACGAAGAGCCGCCGACCGACCCUGAAGGACUCGACUGCGGUCAGUGUGCCGACGAUGAUGGGGACUGCGCGUUCAACGUAUACACAGAGUUUGCUUCGUGCGGAUCAGGAUACGAGGUAGUGUACGGGAACUACUACUGUAACUACUGCGACGAUCCCAGCUUGCAGUUUUUUGGUUGCGUCUAUGUCGGGUGGUCAGGUGCUUGGGCUUACAGUCCUACGCUCGUGCCCUUGCUGUUGGGCGUGACUGCGGUGUUGAAGUGA